Molecule: messenger RNA, 792 nt
Organism: Pygoscelis adeliae (Adelie penguin)
Lineage: Eukaryota; Metazoa; Chordata; Aves; Sphenisciformes; Spheniscidae
Product: diacylglycerol O-acyltransferase 2-like
Exons: 6
Coding region: 1-792 (263 amino acids)
Biological process (GO): lipid metabolic process
Cellular component (GO): endoplasmic reticulum membrane
Source: RefSeq, a predicted model, not a curated record
AUGAAAACAAUUAUUGCAGCCUGUUCCCAAAAUCUUAGUGGCAGCCGCGCCAGCAUCCAGACCACCCUGCGCACCCUGCUCGCAGCACCCUGGCCCUCGCAGCGGGACAUCCGCUCCUGGCUCCAGCUCCUCUCCGUUCUGCAGUGGGUGCUCAGCUUCCUGCUGCUGGGAACCAUCAGCCUGCUGCUCCUCAUCUACCUGGUGUUCACCAGCUUCUGGCCCAUCUCCGCGCUCUACCUGGCCUGGAUCAUCUUUGACUGGGACACGCCGGAGAAAGGUCGUGCCAUCGGGUACCUGCUGUCCAAGAACGGCACCGGCAACGCGGUGGCCAUUGUCGUCGGCGGCGCGGCCGAGUCGCUCUCCUGCCAUCCCGGCGUCACCACGCUCAUCCUGAAGAACCGCAAGGGCUUCGUCCGCAUGGCCCUGCAGCACGGGGCCCACCUCGUCCCCUCCUUCUCCUUUGGGGAGAAUGACCUCUUCCACCAGGUGGUCUUUGAGGAGGGCAGCUGGAUGAGGAGCAUCCAGCACCGGUUCCAGAAGAUGAUGGGCUUCGCUCCCUGCAUCUUCUACGGCCGGGGCCUCACCUCUGUCCGGUCCUGGGGCUUCCUCCCCUACGCCAGACCCAUCACCACCGUGGCGGGGGAGCCGGUGAUGGUGCCCAAGAUUGAGGACCCGAGCUGCGAGAUGGUGGACAUGUACCACGAGAUGUACGUCCGCUCCCUGCUCAAGCUCUUCGACGAGAACAAGACCAAGUAUGGGCUGUCGGAGGCGGACGAGCUGCACAUCCUCUGA